UAUAUUUGAUGUACAUAAACUAAGGAUGACUCACGAAAUGACAUCCAUUUUAUUUUUCAAUAAUUUUGUCACAUAAGAAGAUGUCCACACAUAAAUUGUAUAUAAAUAUCUUGGUAUAUUUGAAAAUUGCGAAGAUAUAACAAAACAAUACUCUCUUGAAAAUGUCUUCACCACAGUUGCAAAGCGCCAUGGAGAACCCAACUCUUGAGCUCAAAAUUGUAUCAGCCAGUGAAGUCAACCAUAUCGAUGCCACGGACAAAAUGGACGUAUACGCGGUCGUUUCAAUCAACGGAGACACAACUCAACAGAAACAAGCGGCCAAAACUCCCAUUGAUUACGACGGUGGUUCCAAUCCAACGUGGAAUCACACCGUUAAGUUCUCCGUCAACGAGACAGAAGCCAACGAAGGCCUACUUACUAUUACGGUCAAGCUAUUUAGCUAUUGGCUACAAGGUGAUAGUGACCUUUAUUUGGGAGAAGUCAACAUCUCGGUUCAAGAGCUUCUUGCCUCAAAUCCGAUUCCACCGUUUACUAACGGUAACGUCAACAAAAUGAAGUCAAUGACUUGCCCUAUCAAGGCCACAGAAGAAAGGACCAACGCAAGGCUAAGCCUUUCAUACCGGUUUAAACCUGUACCGGUUGAGGAACCUUAUCCUCCAUCACCGGAUAAUUCGCCAUCGAUCGGUAAACCCGUUUACCGAGACUUGGAUCCAACAAAAUUAGGUCAACCUCUCGUAUUUUCCCCUCGGUUUCAAUCCACCACGGGGAAACUUAUCCUAGAGCUCGUGAUCAAAUUCGCCAAGAAGAUCGAAGAUGUCAACGCCUUCUCGUCCAUGGACGUAUACGCCUCGGUUGCGAUUCUUAAAGACAGAAAAGUUAAGAAUAGGGUCAAUACCCCUGUGGCUUUCUCUGCUUACACAAACCCAACGUGGAAUCAGAAGAUGAAGUUUUCUCUUGAUGAGAAGUCAGCUCAAGAAGGGCGUUUGAUGCUUCUCGUGGAAUUGAUGAGCCACCGGCCUUUUCUUGGUGAUAAGGAAAUUGGAUUUGUCAGACUUCCGAUGCAACAGUUAUUGGGUUCAAAUCCGCCUUAUCCGUUGACCAAUAGUGGUGAUGCUAACGGUAUGAAGUUGGAGACACACGCUUUGACGGGUCCUUAUGGAAAAAAAGGUGUCGUGAGCUUCACGUAUAGGUUUCUUGCAGAUCAAGUUACAAGCCCAACACCAUCCACACCAGGCCAGCCAUAUAUAAUGUAUUUACCGGUAUCGCCUCAGUCAUAUGCGUCAUCGGAUAAGAUUCAGGUGACCUCGAGUUACGUGACUGUUCAACCAGGGGCUAAUUCUGGGACAAGCAAUGGUCUAGUACCAAUAUAUAUGCCGCCUACAUAUCAGUCAAAUGGAUACCAACAAUAUUCACCACGGAAUCCGAAACCGCGACCGCAGUCGCCACCACAACAGUAGCAGCUUCAACCGCUGCGUCUGCAUCCGCUCCCGCAGUAAUUACCGGAUACACAGUCACUGAGUCACAUGGACACCAACAGGCAAAAAUCCUUGGGACCUUCCCUUGAUUGAGAAGAAGCAUGAUGUGUCGCACCCGUGCAACAUUUAAUGCAUGCAAAAUCAAGAUUUCUCAAUUGCUAUUUAUAUUUAUAUGUAUUGGAUAUUUAUCAUUUUCUAUUUUUCCUUCUUAAUUUGCAAGAAAUAGUUUCUUUUUAUUUUGAUUUAA
Messenger RNA from Arabidopsis lyrata subsp. lyrata, 1722 nucleotides. RefSeq names its product protein SRC2 homolog. Gene Ontology annotation, biological process: defense response. The record is from RefSeq and is a predicted model, not a curated record. The coding region runs from base 162 to 1457 and encodes 431 amino acids. Lineage: Eukaryota; Viridiplantae; Streptophyta; Magnoliopsida; Brassicales; Brassicaceae. The transcript has a single exon.